Messenger RNA from Neurospora hispaniola, 1215 nucleotides. RefSeq names its product cation efflux family-domain-containing protein. NCBI's taxonomy places the organism in Eukaryota, Fungi, Ascomycota, Sordariomycetes, Sordariales, Sordariaceae. The record is from RefSeq and is a predicted model, not a curated record. Gene Ontology annotation, biological process: transmembrane transport; monoatomic cation transport. Gene Ontology annotation, molecular function: monoatomic cation transmembrane transporter activity. The coding region runs from base 1 to 1215 and encodes 404 amino acids. Gene Ontology annotation, cellular component: membrane. The transcript is spliced from 2 exons.
AUGACCACACCCACCCAAUCUCGAGGCCACGCCGGCCACUCCCACGGCCUCGGCCAUCACCACCAUCACCACGACAAUGUCUACCUGACCUCGCGAAACAAGGCCGACGCCGGUGUGCGCAUCACCCGGAUCGGCCUCUACUCCAAUCUGGGCAUGGCCAUCGCAAAAGGGCUGGGCGGCUACGCCUUCAACUCGCAAUCCAUGGUUGCCGACGCCUGGCACAGCUUGACCGAUCUCGCCUCGGACAUUUUGACGCUCGCGACCGUGUCGUGGAGCUUGCGCCCGCCAACCGAAAACUUCCCCCUCGGCUUCGGCAAGGUCGAGAGCUUGGGGUCGCUGGGCGUGUCGAGCAUGCUCCUGUUUGGUGGCCUCUUCAUGUGCAUGAACAGCUGCACCUCUCUCUAUGCGCACUUCUUCCUCGACCCGGCCGCUGCGGCGCAACUGCUGGAACACGCACACGGCCACGGCCAUGGACACCAUCACCACCAUGGUGUGAGCGCCGAAGGCCCUAGUUUGCAUGCUGCUUGGUUGGCAGCCGGUACGGUGGCCGUCAAGGAAUGGCUUUACCAUGCUACAAUGAAAGUAGCCCGUGAACGUAAAUCCUCCGUCCUAGCCUCCAACGCGGUACACCACCGUGUCGACUCCCUUACCGGUAUCGUCACCCUCGCCGCCAUUCUCGGUGCCAACUUCCUUCACAACGCCUCCUGGCUCGACCCCGUCGGUGGCCUUCUCAUCUCCCUCCUCGUCAUCAAAGCCGGCUAUUCCAACACGGUUUCUGCCCUCUACGAGCUUGCCGACCGCUCCGUCGACGACGAAGUCAAACAUUCAGUCCGCAAACAAUGUCUCAGGGCCCUUCAGGGGGUAUCCGAGGGCCACGAGGUGGAAGUCGUCGAGAUCACGGGUGUUAAGAGCGGUCAGAAUUAUUUACUGGAUAUUGAGCUGGCGGUACCCAACAUGUGGACUGUGGAGGACGUGCGGGAGGUGGAAGAUGCGGUGAGGACGCAGGUGGGCGCCAAGGUGAGGGGUGCGAGGAAGGUCAGGAUACGGUUCGUACCUAAGGAGGAUGGGGCGGCCAAGAUCAAGAAGUUUGAUGAGUUUAUUCCGGGGGAUGUUAGUCCCAAGACUAGUCCGGAGCCGGAGGAGGAGGAGGUUGUUGUUGGUGAGGGAGAGGAACAUGGGCAUGAUCAUGACCAUGAGCAUCAUAAGCAUAAGUAA